Messenger RNA from Pseudozyma hubeiensis SY62, 1404 nucleotides. RefSeq lists its product as hypothetical. The transcript has a single exon. The coding region runs from base 1 to 1404 and encodes 467 amino acids. NCBI's taxonomy places the organism in Eukaryota, Fungi, Basidiomycota, Ustilaginomycetes, Ustilaginales, Ustilaginaceae. Gene Ontology annotation, cellular component: transcription factor TFIIK complex; nucleus. The record is from RefSeq and is a predicted model, not a curated record. Gene Ontology annotation, biological process: regulation of cyclin-dependent protein serine/threonine kinase activity; regulation of transcription by RNA polymerase II. Gene Ontology annotation, molecular function: cyclin-dependent protein serine/threonine kinase regulator activity.
AUGGCAGCGGUCAACUCAGAGCCUAGCUCUGCCUCCGCUCGGCCACCUUACGCAUCCUCCUCGAUGCGACCUGUCGAGCUCCUCUCAAACCCACUCCUACCACCGCCCUUCGGCCCCUCGUCAUCCUACGCCCAAACCUCCCAAGGCCGCAACUGGCGCUUCUCCCACUCCAAACUCUCCUCUAUCCGCUCCGCCAUCAAUGCAUCCGCACGCGAUCGCCUCUCGACACUCUGGGCGGAGGAAUCCUCCUCCACCUCUCCCUCAACCAUCCCCUUCCUCUCCGUCUCGGACGAGCUUUCCCUCAUAACCUACUACCUCGUCAAAGUGUCCCAGAUCGUCCACGCCCUCAGACUACCCGAACUCGUCGAGGCCACAGCCACGACCUUUGUCAAACGCUUCUACCUUCGUAACACAGUCAUGGACUUCCACCCCAAGAACAUCGUCAUCACGUGCAUCUUUCUCGCCUCCAAAGCCGAGAACUAUCCGUUGAAUCUCUCGGACUUUGCGAGGAAGCUGGCUGGGAGACAGGCGAACGAGAAUAGAGCGUUGGUGGAGGAGAACAGAAAGGUGGUGCUCGAGUUGGAGUUUCUGGUCUCGCAGAGUUUGAAUUUCGAGUACGGCGUUACGGGGGCGCAUAGGAGCAUGUACGGAUUGCUAUUGGAUAUACAGGCGAUGGAAAAGGUCAAGGUGGGGAGGGAAGAAGUGCACAUGCUAGCAGCGGAAGCGCAUGGAAAGCUGGGAAAGUCUAGGCUGACCGAUGCAGAGUUCGUGUACACCCCCUCGCAGAUCGCACUCGCGUGCGUGAGGAUGGUCGAACCGAAGGGGAAGGAGGUCGUAACCAGCUGGUUGGACUGGAAAGAGGAGCUGGCCAGAAACGCCGGGCUAGAAGCGAAGAAGAGGAGGGUCCAAGUGAGGGAGCAGGAAACAGCGAGAGCGGCAAAAGCGAAGAUCGCCCUAGCGAGGAGGUUGAAGGGCAAAGCAGGUGCCAAAAUUGCCGAAGACCAGGUGGCCGCUGCAGCGAGCAUUCCAUCGGGAGAGGUCGAAUUCGAAGACGAGUUGCUGGAGACUCAACCGCUGGGUAUGAGCAGGCACGAACUCGAGGCGGUACUGGAUGAGAUACAGAAGAUGAUCGAGGAGACGGAGAACGGUGGGUAUACAGGGAAGGGGAAAGGUGCGGACGAUCUGGAGAGGAUCAAGGCGAUCGAUGCGAGGCAGAAGCAGUGUAUGAAUCCGGAGAAUGUGCCCGGCACGAAGCUGUUCAGGAAGAGAAGGGCGGAGGACGACGGUGAGGAGGAAGAGGCGGAGGGGAGGAGUGGCAAGAGGGCGAGAGGGGCGGAUUCGGAUGACGAUGCGGACGUCCCCGAGGCUGAUGGCUUGAGAGCCAAGCCAGAUCCUCAAGUGUAG